Molecule: messenger RNA, 1555 nt
Organism: Vanrija pseudolonga
Lineage: Eukaryota; Fungi; Basidiomycota; Tremellomycetes; Trichosporonales; Trichosporonaceae
Gene: chiB
Product: Endochitinase B
Exons: 8
Coding region: 8-1483 (491 amino acids)
Biological process (GO): carbohydrate metabolic process; chitin catabolic process
Cellular component (GO): extracellular region
Molecular function (GO): chitinase activity; chitin binding
Source: RefSeq, a predicted model, not a curated record
ACAGCACAUGCUCCGAGGUAAGAGGACUACACCUCCUCCCUCCCCUUCUCCUUCUCAUCCCCCCAAAGACCCACACGUCGACGAGCACCACCCACCAAAGCCGCCGCGCGUCGUCCGCCGUACAGAGCCAGACCCGCAGACUUCGCACAUUGUAUUCUGGUACUACAUCCUCGCAGGCUGCGUCCUCGUCCUCCUCAUCUCACUCUUCCUAGCGCGCAACUGGAUCUUCCCGCCGCACCGCGCGACAGUCAUCCCGUACAACGACGAACAGGUCACUCUGCAGCAAAGCUACCCGCCACCACCACCUCCAGACAACAUGUCGGGCAAGAAGCACGUCGGAUACUUUGUCAACUGGGGCAUCUACGGCCGCAAGUUCCCGCCCCAGGAGAUUCCCAACCAGCACCUCACGCACAUCAACUACGCGUUCGGCAACGUCAACAAGGACUCGGGCGAGGUCGUCCUCUCCGACUCGUGGGCUGACGUCGAGAUCCACUACGAGGGCGACAGCUGGAACGACGCGGGUACCAACCUCUACGGUUGUCUGAAGGCCAUUUACCUGCAGAAGAAGGCGAACCGUAACCUCAAGGUGCUACUCUCCAUUGGCGGAUGGUCGUACUCACCGAACUUUGCCAACAUCGCCAACCCCCAGUGGCGCGCCAAGUUUGUCGAGUCGUCGGUCAAACUCGUCGAGGACGUGGGACUGGAUGGCCUCGACAUCGACUACGAGUACCCCAAGACGCCGUCCGACGCGCAGGCGUACGUCGCGCUUCUGCACGAGCUUCGCGGUGCGCUCGAGCAGCUCGCCCAGUCCAAGGGCCGCAGGCAGGGGCAGUACCAGCUGACCGUGGCCGCGCCGUGCGGGUCCGAGAACGUCCAGGUGCUCCAGAUCCAGGCCAUGGACCAGGUGCUCGACUUCUGGAACCUGAUGGCGUACGACUUCGCCGGCUCGUGGGACCAGAAGGCGGGCCACCAGGCCAACCUGUACGCCGACGACCCGAACGCCAACUCGGUCGACCGCGCAGUCAAGGCGUACCUCGCCGCCGGCGUCCACCCGAACAAGCUCGUGAUCGGCAUGCCGCUCUACGGGCGUGCGUUCGCCAACACUGACGGCCCCGGCGCGCCGUACAAUGGCGUCGGGGAGGGCUCGUGGGAGGCCGGCAUGUGGGACUACAAGGUGCUCCCGCAGCCUGGCGCGCAGGAGAUCAACGACCACCGCCUCGGCCUGUCGUACAGCUACGACCCUGCCAAGCGCCUCAUGAUCUCGUACGACACGCAGGCCAUCGCCACCCAAAAGGUCCACUAUAUCCACCAGAACGGCCUCGGCGGCGCCAUGUGGUGGGAGCUCGACGCCGACGCAUCCGAGGCCUCGGGCCGCGCGCUUGUGCGUACUGUCCGUGAGCAGCUCGGCCAGCUCGAGUGGCGCGAGAACGAGCUGGGCUACCCCGGCUCCAAGUAUGACAAUCUCCGCAACGGCACCAUCUAGACUGCCGCCGCCUGUAAAUAGAUUUUAUACACACGAGUUAUACAGUGCUCAAAUGCGAUUCAUGUAGCGUUG